AUGGAUGUCUCUCUGCCACCUGUUGAAACUCCGCUGCCUGCAAUUGACGUGCAUCAACCAUCAGGGAGGGGCCCCCCACAAGAGCCAUGCCUCUCGAACGAUUAUGGAUCUGAAGCAAACGACGCGUUUCCGAAUGCCCUUGCUCUCGACGCUGCCACGGCUCCCACCCGGGGCAAUUAUGUACGAAAGGCCUCUAGACAAAUAAUGGGAUUGAUUCUUGGGAGCAAGAGCAGCCCAAGCCCUGCUGAUCGGGCCUCUCUCCCGAGAGAAGAUAAACAACAUGUCGAGGAUGCAACAAGCGGCAAGCAAGAUGCCGAGCGCAUCGCAGUUAUUCCAAGCCGGCCCACUUCACCUCCAUCAUCAGUCAAUCGUUCGAGACCGCAGGAGCGUGUUUCUGUUGCGAGAAAGCUAAGUAAGCUCAUGGGGUUCGACAGAGCUCGAACUCCAGGAGCGAAGUCAUCUAACGUGCCUGAAGAUGCGGCGGCUUCACUUGUCGACUGGAAGCCCCAUGAAAAGAUAUCGAAGAUGUUGGGUUAUCGACCAAGAGGGUACGGGCAACCGUUCACGAAUAGAUAUACGUUGGGUGAGGUGCUGGGCAAGGGGGGCUUUGGAGUGGUACGAGAAGGCACGCACAAGCCAGAUGGGGAGGUACUCGCUGUGAAGGUGGUAUCGCGGGAUGCAGUCAAAGAUAUGGACUCCUUGGCACAGGAGGUGGAUAUUCUUCGACGUCUUGACCACCAUCAAGUCGUAAGGUUUAUUGACUUCUAUGAGGAACCUCAGACCUUUUUCCUGGUCCUUGAGAAAAUCCCGGGAGGCGAGUUGUUCGAUCGGAUUGUGGCGGAAGGGAAGUUCACGGAGGAGAGCGCGAGGGCUUACAUGCGGUCCCUACUUGAGGCGCUAGCCUAUUGCCACUCACAGAAAAUCGCGCACCGUGACAUCAAGCCGGAGAAUAUUUUAUUGGCCAGCCUCGAUGCCAAAGAUCGCACCGUUAAAGAAACAGUUGUCGCUCUCAACACGUUGAAGUGA
Molecule: messenger RNA, 1026 nt
Organism: Ectocarpus sp. CCAP 1310/34
Lineage: Eukaryota; Phaeophyceae; Ectocarpales; Ectocarpaceae
Source: the annotation of a GenBank genome assembly